Molecule: messenger RNA, 3279 nt
Organism: Cicer arietinum (chickpea)
Lineage: Eukaryota; Viridiplantae; Streptophyta; Magnoliopsida; Fabales; Fabaceae
Product: triacylglycerol lipase SDP1
Biological process (GO): lipid metabolic process
Molecular function (GO): triacylglycerol lipase activity
Source: RefSeq, a predicted model, not a curated record
AGCCAACUCUCUCCUUCUUUCCGUGGCUUAGCGGGAACGGAACCUCUUUUUCUUCUUCUCUUCUUUUCUCACUUCCUUUCACACCUUCUCUCUAUAUUUCCUUUCACCCCUUUUCUCGUUUCAUAUAUACGAUCACAUCUCAUCUCAAGAAUAUUCCUCAUUUUUAUUUUAAUCUAUUAUUCCAUUCCUUCGCUUCAUUCAAAAUCUCCACUUCCCACCUAUUUCGAGUUUCCUAAUUACUAAUCGUGUGUUUUUCUAUUAUGAUUUCUUCAAUUCAAUCAUCGUCAUAUCAAAUGUUUAAUUGUGAUGCAUAAUAAUAAUUUAAGUUAUUUUUAUUUUAUUUAAUCCUUGUAUAUGAUGAUCCUACUGUAAUUCAAUUCCCUUAUAUGCUUUUUUUUCCAAAUCCUUUCCUUUGGUAUAUUGUACUCUUUGAUGCUACCGUAAAAGAAAACACUAGCAAAUUUACUUUUAGGGUUUGGUUUAGGGAUGGAUGGUAUAAGUAAUGAGGCUAGUGUUGAUCCUUUUUCAAUUGGUCCUUCGGGCAUUCUUGGCCGAACAAUUGCUUUCAAGGUUCUUUUCUGUAAGUCUAUGUUACAUUUGAGGCAUCAAAUGUUUAUGGGGUUAUUGGAUGUGAUUCGUAGGUUUAAGAGAUUUUGGGGACCUAUUAUAUCAUGGUUGCAUCCAAGAAACCCUCAAGGGAUAUUGGCAAUGAUGACGAUUGUCGCAUUCUUGUUGAAACGAUACAGUAAUGUGAAGGUAAGGGCUGAAUUGGCAUAUAGGAGGAAAUUUUGGAGAAAUCUGAUGAGAACAGCAUUGACUUAUGAGGAGUGGGCUCAUGCAGCUAAGAUGCUUGAUAAAGAGACACCAAAGAUGAAUGAAUUGGAUUUUUAUGAUGUUGAAUUGGUGACGAACAAGCUUGAAGAGUUACGACAGCGUAGACAAGAGGGGUCUCUUAGAGAUAUUAUAUUUUGUAUGAGAGCUGAUCUUGUUAGAAAUCUAGGCAAUAUGUGUAACCCUGAGCUUCACAAAGGUAGGCUUCAUGUGCCUAGACAUAUCAAGGAGUAUAUUGAUGAGGUAUCUACUCAGUUGCGAAUGGUUUGUCACUCUGAUUCGGAGGAACUUGCAUUGGAAGAAAAGCUUGCUUUCAUGCAUGAAACUAGACAUGCUUAUGGGAGGACUGCUUUGCUUUUAAGUGGGGGUGCUUCCCUUGGAGCUUUCCAUGUUGGUGUAGUUAAAACACUUGUUGAACAUAAACUUAUGCCUAGGAUAAUUGCUGGUUCAAGUGUAGGAUCCAUUGUGUGUUCUAUUGUUGCUACUAGGUCUUGGCCUGAGCUUCAAAGCUUUUUUGAGGAUUCAUUGCAUUCGUUACAAUUUUUUGAUCAAAUGGGUGGGAUUUUUACUGUUGUGAAGAGGGUGACGACGUUUGGCGCAGUUCAUGAAAUCAGACAGUUGCAGAUUAUGUUGAGGCACCUAACAAGCAAUCUUACAUUCCAAGAAGCUUAUGACAUGACAGGUCGAGUUCUUGGCAUUACAGUUUGCUCCCCUAGAAAGCACGAACCACCUAGAUGUCUUAACUAUUUGACUUCACCCCAUGUUGUUAUAUGGAGUGCAGUCACAGCUUCUUGCGCUUUUCCUGGACUUUUUGAGGCUCAGGAAUUGAUGGCAAAGGAUAGAAGUGGAGAGAUUGUUCCUUAUCAUCCUCCAUUUAAUUUGGGUCCUGAAGAAGGUUCCUCUCAAGUGCGUCGAUGGAGGGAUGGUAGCUUGGAGAUUGAUCUACCUAUGAUGCAGUUGAAAGAGCUGUUUAAUGUCAAUCAUUUUAUAGUUAGUCAGGCCAAUCCUCAUAUUGCUCCAUUAUUGAGAUUGAAAGAAUUUGUACGAGCUUAUGGAGGUAACUUUGCUGCCAAGCUUGCUCAUCUAGCAGAAAUGGAGGUGAAACAUCGAUGUAAUCAAGUACUGGAACUCGGUUUUCCAUUAGGUGGACUUGCCAAGCUGUUUGCUCAAGACUGGGAGGGUGAUGUAACAGUUGUUAUGCCUGCUACUCUUGCUCAGUACUCAAAAAUUAUCCAGAACCCAUCUUAUGUGGAGCUUCAAAAGGCAGCUAACCAAGGGAGAAGAUGCACUUGGGAGAAGCUUUCUGCCAUUAAAGCUAAUUGUGGAAUUGAGCUUGCUCUUGAUGAGUGUGUUGCAAUGCUCAAUCAUAUGAGAAGACUCAAAAGAAGUGCUGAGAGAGCUGCUGCUGCUUCUCAUGGUCUUCCAAGUACUGUCAAGUUCAGUGCUUCAAAAAGAAUUCCAUCGUGGAAUGUCAUUGCACGAGAGAAUUCUACAGGAUCUCUUGAAGAAGACUUUCUUGCAGAUGCUGCUUCCUCAUUUUAUCAUGGGGUUAGUAGUUCGACUGGUAAAAAUUUGAAGUCCCACCGCAACAUGCAUGAUGCAAGUGACAGUGAAUCCGAAAGUGCUGACUUGAAUACUUGGACCAGAUCUGGCGGUCCUUUGAUGAGAACUACUUCGGCAAAUUUGUUUAUCGACUUUGUCCAAAACUUAGAAGUUGAUACUGAACUAAAUAGAGGAGUGGGAACUAAUAUUAGCCCUCGCAAUUUUCAGUAUCACAGUCCAAGACAUACAACACCGGAUAGAUGCUCUGAGAACUCAGAAUCCGAUCAGAGAGAAAAUGGCAACAGGGUUUCCAUGAAUGGAUCUAGCAUAAUGGUAACUGAAGGUGAUCUUUUGCAGCCCGAAAGAAUCCUUAAUGGAAUUGUGUUUAAUGUUGUCAAGAAAGAAGACUUGACACCUUCAAAUAAGAGUCAUGAUUAUGAUAGUUAUACUAACAAUGAAGUUGCUGAGUGUGUCCAAAUUGAAUGUCCAGGGAAGGAGAUGGAUGAUGCUGCUAGCUCAGCUUCCGAAAACGGAGAUGGCGAUUCCACAACAGCUAGGCCCCUAACUGAAACACCAGAUUUUAAUCCCACGGAUAAUUCCCGAAAAGAUUUGGGUAAGGAUCAGAGUAUUGUUGACAGUGAUAGCUCUAAUGAUAAAAAUCCUUUACCUUAGUGACUUUAAUAGUUUGGUGUUUUAGCUGUCUCCAGAUUGUUAAUAACAUGAAAUAUAAUCUAGACAGGGAUCUCUAUUCAUUUCUUGAUGAUAAUUUAGCCUAUAAUUUGGGAUACUUAGAAAUAUAGGGAUGGAAAUGAGGUUUCAUAUACAUAUAUUGUGAACCAAAUUGUUGUUUGUAGCAACUCACCUCUAAUCAGAUUAAUCAUGAAUGAAUUCUGCUCUCAUUUUCCA